GGAAAGAUUGCCAGUACAGCCACCAAGUUAUGCACAAGCCCGCUCUUGUGGUGAUCUUCAUUCUCAUGUAUAGUGUACCGUUACUCGCAUGGCCAAAGUUUAUAGACGGUUUCUUUAGAAGAGGGAAGUUGGUUACUACUCCCCGACCCGGCCCUCGCCAUAGAAACUACAGUGUUCACAUUCCAAGAUGCGAUGGCGGGAAAUAUGGAACCUGUAUUUAUCCACUGAUGUGCAGUUGUCCCAAGCCAAAGCCUGGGGGGUACAUACGCUCGACAAUGGAGAAUUCUCCUUGGUACUACGACAAUAGAACGAAAACUUGCAACCAAACCUCAGGAGACCCCUCCGGCUGCAACAGCUUUAUUAGUAAACAACAAUGUUUGAGGCUUUGUCCAGAGGUUAAGACAAGAAACAAGGGAAGGAGGAAACAACUAACGCAGAUUUGAGCCAAUGUACCCUGGAGUCUGUGAAGUGCUUUAGUUACGCAUAAACACCAAUAACAUGGACAACAAUUCACGUUAAAUUAAUAGCUUCUUUGAGUCGGGUAAAACGUCUUUUUUGAAAUAAAAACGCAUUUCUGCAAUGUC
Messenger RNA from Dermacentor silvarum, 584 nucleotides. RefSeq lists its product as uncharacterized. The record is from RefSeq and is a predicted model, not a curated record. The transcript has 6 exons. Gene Ontology annotation, molecular function: serine-type endopeptidase inhibitor activity. The coding region runs from base 30 to 443 and encodes 137 amino acids. Lineage: Eukaryota; Metazoa; Arthropoda; Arachnida; Ixodida; Ixodidae.